AUGCACAGUCACAACCACAUAGUCAGAGCCAUAGAGCUACAGAGCCAAAGAACCACAGAACCACAACCAGAUAGCCAGAGCCGUAGAGCCACAGACCCACAUAGUCAAGAGCCACAGGGCUACAGAACCACUGAACCAAAGAACCGCAGCUACGGAAUCACAGGGCCACACCCACAUAACAAGAGCCAUAGAGCCACAGAACCACAGCCACAUAGCCGAGCCAUAGCCACAGUCACCAGCCACAGAGCAAGAGAGCCAGCCACAGAACUACAGAGCCACAGCCACAUACCAGCAGCCAUAGAGCCACAGAGUCACAGCCAGAGCCAGAACCACAGCCACAGAGCAACAGAACCACACCCACAUAACCAGAGCCAUAGAGCCACAGAGUCACAGCCACAGAGCAACAGAACCACACCCCACAUAACCAGAGCCAUAGAGCCCAGAACCACAGAGCACAGCAGAGAGCCAACAGAACCACAGCCACAUAGCCAGAACCAUAGAGCCCAGAACACAGAAACAGCCCACAGAACACACAUCAGUUGCCAAAACCCAUAA
This is a messenger RNA of Penaeus vannamei (Pacific white shrimp), 555 nucleotides long. RefSeq lists its product as uncharacterized. NCBI's taxonomy places the organism in Eukaryota, Metazoa, Arthropoda, Malacostraca, Decapoda, Penaeidae. The record is from RefSeq and is a predicted model, not a curated record.